Pyrus x bretschneideri (Chinese white pear) is the source of this 2446-nucleotide messenger RNA. RefSeq names its product putative disease resistance protein RGA4. Gene Ontology annotation, molecular function: ADP binding. Lineage: Eukaryota; Viridiplantae; Streptophyta; Magnoliopsida; Rosales; Rosaceae. The record is from RefSeq and is a predicted model, not a curated record. Gene Ontology annotation, biological process: defense response to other organism. The coding region runs from base 527 to 2446 and encodes 639 amino acids. The transcript has a single exon.
UUGCAUUUCCGUUGGCAGCCAAACUCAUUGAAAGGCUCAGCUCCAUUGCUUCUGAGGAGAUUUGCUUGGCGUGGGGCAUUAAAGCGGAUCUGCAAAAGCUUCGACGCACAAUGUCCACAAUCAAAGACGUGCUAUUGGAUGCCGAAGAGAAGCAAGCACGUAACAAUGACCUACACAGUUGGCUACGAGAACUUAAAGAUGUGUUCCUUGAUGCGGAGGAUCUGUUGGACGAGUUUGAGUGCGAAGCUUUGCGAAGGCAAGUGGUUCGUGGCAGUGGCACAACUAGAAGGUACGCCGUUUCUUUUCCCGCUCUAAUCCAGUUGCAUUCCACUUGAGAGUAGGUCAUGGAAUUAAGGACAUAAGAGAAAGGUUACAUGAGCUUAAAGAUGAUAAGAAUUUUGCUGAUCUUCGCACUGUUGAUCUCGGUGAUCAUGUGAGGGAGAAUAGGAAUACGACCCACUCCUUUGUCCGUGCUUCGGAGGUUAUUGGUAGAGAAACAGAAAAAAAUGAAGUUGUUGAUCUUCUAAUGGUACAAGGCGAUGAUCAUCAAGGUGGGGAUAACGGGAACGUAUUUGUUAUUCCUAUAGUUGGAUUACCAGGUUUAGGGAAGACCACGCUUGCCAAGUUGGUGUCCAAUAAUGAGAAAGUUGUUGGGAGUUUUGAAUUACGAAUGUGGUUGAAUGUGUCAGUGGACUUUGAUAUCACUAGAUUGGCAAAAGAGAUCCUUGGCUCUGCAUUAGGUACAGAGAUCAGUGAAAGGUUGUCUUUGGAUCAGCUGCAAGAACGACUACGAGACGCUUUAAAGGAUAAGAAAUUUCUGCUUGUCUUGGAUGAUGUGUGGAAUGAAGAUCGUAUCAAAUGGAGCGAGUUGAGAGAUUUGUUGGUAGAAGGGGCCAAGGUAGGAACUAAGAUUUUGGUGACAACACGGAAUAUCUCAGUUGCUUCAAUCAUGGGGACAGUUGGAAACAUAAAUUUAGAUGUUCUCUCUUUUGAGGAUUGUUUGUCUUUGUUUGUAAAGUGUGCAUUUAAAGAAGGACAAGAAAGACAGCAUCCACGCCUUUAUGAAAUGGGAAAAGAUAUUGUAAGAAAGUGCGGAGGGGUUCCCUUAGCUGUGAAAACCUUAGGUAGUCAACUUUACUCAAAGACUGAUGAGGGUCAAUGGAAAUUGAUUAGAGAUUCUGAGAUAUGGGAAUUAGAACAAGAGGGAGCUGGUCAACUUCUACCUGCUUUGAGACUGAGCUAUACACAAUUGCCGUAUCAUUUGAAGCAGUGCCUUGCUUGCUGUUCAAUUCUCCAGAAGAAAUAUGUUAAAUUUGAUAGUAGAGAAUUGAUAAAUAAUUGGAUGGCACUUGGAGUUCUUGAAUAUCGUGAUCAUGCGAAUAUGGAGUUGCUUGCGGAUGAGGAGUUGGAAGAUGUUGGUGAGCUGUAUUUCAAAGCGUUAUGGGAGAGAUCUUUCUUUCAAAAUGUUAAGGAUUACAUUUUCUACUAUAAAUUUCAGAUGCAUGAUCUCAUCCAUGACCUUGUACAAUCAGUCGCACAAGAUGAGAGUUUUAUGGUAGGCUCUGCAGGCACCAAAGGCCUCACUGGAAAUGUUAGACAUCUCUCAGUUUUGGAAGUUGGCCAAAAUGUUUCAAUGACCUUGCAAAAGAUGAACAAAGUGCGGACUAUAACAGCAAGGAGAUGUGAAAAUAUUGAUGAAUCCUUCCUCCGCACUUGCAUUUCAAGAUUCAGAUAUCUGCGAGUGAUUAAGUUAGCCAAUGCAUCUUUGGAAUUGUUGCCGAGUUCCAUUGGUUCUUUGAAGCAUUUGAGAACCCUAAGCUUCUAUGGAAAUGAAGGAAUCACCAAAGUACCCAAUUCAAUUUGUAAGUUGCAGACCUUGAAAACUCUGAAUCUCGGUGGAUGUGUGAAUCUUGAAGAGUUGCCUAGAGGCAUGAGCAAGUUGAUCAGCCUUAGAUACCUUGAUUUUACCACAAAGCAAUCAAGUUUUCUAGAUAAUGGAGUGGGAGGCUUGAAGUCACUUCGAUAUCUUGUUAUUAUGCGGUGUAGUAAUCUAACGUGUUUGCCGCGUGAUACGAGUUAUCUUGCGUCAUUACACACUCUGACGAUAGGUAAUUGUAAACAACUUGAUUUAGUGAUGGAAAACUAUCAAGUAAUUCCACUAAAGCUCAAAAAAUUGGGGAUUAAAGGGGUACCACGAAUGGUGGCAUUGCCUGAAUGGUUUCAAGGAGCCACAAACACACUACAAGACUUGGUCAUUAGGAAUUGUGAGAAUUUGGAGGCAUUACCUGGGUGGUUGAUGAGUUUCACAUCGCUUAGAAGGCUUAUCCUCGUAUCAUGUCCCAAAUUGUUGUCUUUGCCAGAGGAGAUGCACCGCCUCACUGCCUUAACAGAAGUUAGGAUCAAAAAGUGUCAUGAUUUGAAGAGGAGAUGCCAUCGCAACACGUGA